CUGCUUUCCUUUUGUAAAGUCGAACACAUUAUUGAUCGAAUAAAAGCACCAGGCGGAGUCGCUUGGACUGUGAUCCCAGAUUUCACUGAAUCCGUUCCCAAUAUCGAUGUGACAAUACCACCACAUCACGACGCGAAACUGCGAAGCGAAGAAAUCGCGGUUACAGAGGGCACAGAACCAGAAGAAAAAAUAACUGCGAAUCUCGGUCCCGGCGAACGUCCGGAACUGCCCAGUUUGCGUGCACGUCGCCGUGCAGUCCGUGUGCGUGACGAUGGUGGCAGUACUGUCACUUCUGUUUCGUCAAUCAGAAAUCCAUUGGAGUCAUUGCGCUCCAUCUUAGAUCGGCCGGACUAUGCUCCACCAACCGUUCUACUUCCUUCCUCAGCACGUACAGUGACUGGUGCGGUUGACGAAAGUUGCGCACAAUCGUCACGUUCUCAGGGCACUUCGCUCUCGGAACAACAAGAAAUGCUUGACCGAGAACUGGCCGAGAUUGAUCAACGCAUUGCUCGCAUUCGAAUGGGUUCUUUGAUAGACCGCGAUACAAACGCGACUCGAUCGCAUUGCGCUGCAGAGACGCGACGAGCGGACGCUGAUCCAUCCGGAUCUAAAGUUUCUCAAUUAACCCCACGAGAUUCAGUCGUUGUGGAGGGUCAAGCUGUCAGCGAUCGUUCCGAUAAAAGUCUUCAAACCCGUCCGUUAUUACGAUUGAGCAAAUCUGGUCUCUUGCAAGUCCAUUCACUUCAACCGGACAACAAAACAGUCUCAGGUUCCGUAACAUCGCGUUCCGGUAGAUUGAGUUCCACAGACGGCGAGUCCCGGCGAACGUUAAAUUCGCUAACGGAGAAAUGGCGUUACAAAUUGAAUUCUAUCAUCUCUUCCCAAAUUGAGAAUUUGCAAUCCGAACGACACUCCGGUCCUUCAUCAGUUCCGUCAUCUUCUGGUCUCUCCUGUGGUAGCUGGUCCAGUACUAGUUCAAGGAAAUCUUUUGUUGUUCCCCGAGAAGGAGGUGAUACACCGUCUCGUUCGGAAGCCUCGAGCAGCUUGCAUUUCGCAGUGCAAUCAGCUGCUCUGGGCGAGCCUUCACAAGUUAUUGAAUCGAAUAACGAAUUAACCAAAGAACCAUUCAAUCGAACUGAGCCUAUCUUGAAAUUGGAGUCAAAAGUCUCAUUGUUGGAAGGCGAUGCAAUAUCGAAAGCCGAUCAUGCUUUGCCAGAAACUUCCCCGGUCCCACGUAUGCAAAAUCGCUCUGUUCUUCAUCCUGAAAAUUCGCAACCUAAUCCUCCUCGUCUGAGCAAUGAAGAAUGUUCCAUCUUUCACCAUAUCAGCCAGGUCGCCUGUCGUCUGGCUCAAACAGCACUGCAGGAGGCCACAACAGAGCUGGUAGCUGAGGGAGUUGUUCUGUCAGAUUUCGAGCAAAGUAAAUUCCGUUCUGACCAUCCCGAAUCGGAAUCACUCGCUACUAAGAUUGUUCUCAGCUCAGCUGAAACUCAAUCCACAACAACUGCAUUCAGAUCGAGCACAGAACCGUCGUCUUCCAGUGAUGUCGGUUCCAGUACAUGUCGUUCACUGAAAGCAGAGCUACGAGCCCUGUUGACCUCUUCAUUGAUUAGUUCACUUCUUAGUGGAAGCGGCACGACUGCUGCAAUCAAUUCGUCCACUCUCACUGGAGCUCUGAGCAGCACGGCGGAAGUUUUGCGUCGGGAACUGGCUCCAAGUCCGAACAGUGGCCUAAAACAGCCCAGUCCAAUCUCAGAUGAUAUAUUAGGAUCAUCUCAAUGCCGGACAUCGUCGAAAGAAACGUCCCCAAUCCAGACUGGUCUUUCCGGAUCAGUAUCGUCACCAUCAGACGACAACGGCUCAUGUCUGGAUGGUGUUGCUACUGUUAUACCGGUGCCGAAAAAAUCUGAACUCGAUAAACCGGAUCUAUCGUCAGCAAAAGGUGAGCCUCAGGGUUCCAGUGCGUCUGCAGAGCUCCACGCGAAUCAAGCUGGUGUAGUCAAGGUUAGGAAAAAUUGGUUGAUAGGUUUACUGGGAAACGAGCAUGGGAAAAUGUCUCGCAUCCAACGUCCAUCAGCAAUAGCUUCACAUCAACUACUCGAGUUAUCCGACAAUAGCAGUCAUGGUUCAUUCCGUCCUUUGUCACCGGUCAACUCGUCUGAUGCUUCUUCGACCCCUCGGUCAACUGAGCCUUCUGUUGAUUCAAACCCACCAUCAACUACUGACCUACCCAUCAGGAACACAGCACUUUUGUUAUCCACUGCUCCAUGUGGUACAAACUGUACUCAUCCGAUCACAUUUAAACCCUUGCCUCGUCUGGAAGAAGCCCCAUCGGAAGAGUCCAUAGCUGAUCAGUCGAAUACACUUAUCAAUCCUCUACCGCUUACAUUGGCUGAAGGCGAAUCUCUGCAAACCCCGUCCUCAUCUUCCUGGACCGGUAGUCGAAAAUCGAACGAAUUUUGUGGCUUGUCCCGAUGCUCCACAUCAAAUUCAAAUUUGGGCGUGGUGUCUGAUACACAUACCAACCAAGUGUCCGAAAGCCACGUGGAAACAACUGAAGAUGACCAAACUACUAUCCAUCGGUUACGAACUAAUGUGCCCCUGACACCUGUCGAGCCAUUCGAGUCCUCGGUUGUUCCCUGUCUGGGUUCGAAUGGUUCGGCUUCAGCAUCCAGGGUAGAUUCCCGUUCUGCUUCAGUGAAUUCCUCUCCGACUCCAUACCAGCCACUUGGUACAGACGAUAGAAACUGGCCUCACUGUGUGCCCACUGUUUAUCCAUCGUCUACUCAUGUAGUCUGUCCUCCAGUGCUAGCAAAUGAAACGCGGAAUACGACAACCAUAGAUUCCAGCAUUGUUUGGGACGAUGGUGGUGACCUGAUACCCAAUGUGGAUCCCGCCUCGAAUGUGGACGAGUUGGGAUUCUACGGCACCGUUUCUGGUCUGACUCCACAACCGACUCCAAAAGUGGGAAUCGGAUUGCCAAAAACUCAAAAUCCCGAAUUGCUCUGUCCGGAGAAAAACGACAAAACACCUCGUCCCACAAGUCCUGCUGAUGGAGUUGUUUUCGGUACUGUUCAGCAGCGGCCAAUCACCAACCUUCGAGAUUUGAAAUUGACCCCUUACGCUUCCAUGCCAGUGAUUUAUGUGGACUGCGAUAUGGACAGUCAGCUAAUCGAACCGCUUCAAAAGCCCACCCCGUCUCGAUCCGUUCGUGGAGCUCUGUAUGCGUCAUGGGGCAGCUUCACGCGUGAUCCAUUGCCACCCGUGAAUGAUCCAUCGUCUUUGUCUGAUUCAUUACGCUCAUUCCAGCGGCAUGAGGCGAGCUGCUUUUUACUGGACGAAACUGUCGAUCCGAUUCUAAUUCCCGUUCGUCAGUCGCCCACUCCCGUCCCACGACGAGAGUUUCUGAACCAGUCACCUAACCGCGUCACCGCCGUGGACGUUAAACAGAACGCUUUGGCUAUUCACUCGGUCACUCGCACCAGUGAGGACCAUAAACGCCAUUUGGGGAAUCGUCCGGAUGAGAAGGCUGGCGUCAAUCGUCGAGUAUGGGAUGGGCAUUCUUCGACCCGCUCUGUCGGUACCAAUCGUGGUGGAGCAUCGCAUCGUCUACUGACACGCGCACUGGCGGCCACCGCUCGUCGUGUCAACCCGAGUCGCGAUACAGUUCGUUCCAGUCCACCAGAUCCGCUCGAACUAGCCAUGAGUAAUGUGACACUUGAAGAAGUGCGCCAUAUACGGGAUUCAUCAUCUCAUAAACGAAAGUCCCAGCCGAAAAAUGCCAACCGUGUAGUAAAUAGUCGAUAUUUAUCUACCCGGGCUCGAGUGCAAUCGUCGCCCCGUCGAACAGACGCAAGCGGCGCUCGUCGCGGCACAAAUUCAACCACACGAACUGCAACCUCCACCGCGGCAAUAAAAGAUCAAGUCCCUUCAAGUGCUACUACCACUGUGCCUCGACCUUAUUCCAAUCGUCAUCCUGGUCCAGGGGUAACCUCAUUUCUACACUCCAGCUCUGGGAGCUUCGAACAAUCUCUCCGAGAGAAGUUACAACAUUGGCGUGCAGUCCGUUUGGGUGUACCUGUUACUUCGGUUCCGUCCGGCCUGAGUCAACGCAAUCCAGAUGAGGUAGCCGCAGCGUCGUCUAGGCAAGUCACCUCUUCAAGCUGCGUUGGAGGUACAUGUUCUGCGUCCAUGGUGGAGCGUGUGAGCUUUGCCUCGGUUCAACCCGGACCACCACCAAUGUUGAUUGAACGAAAUGCAGAUGAUGAUGUCAGUACGACCACAUUAUGGAUGAAUGAGAUUGCUUUUCAGCCACUGCCCACAUCGUCAGAUCGUCCCUCGACCCCGACUCCGAACUCUGCAGAUCGAUUUCUGAACAGUUCCGACACCACUGUAGUUGACGAGGAGAAUCUGGAAACAGAUUUAGGAGCGCCCAGUAUUCCUCAGGCUUCUUAUGUGCAACUUGGCAAUCACCAGUAUCGUCCAACCACCCUCGGGUCCACGGCUUUUUUUAUGGAUUUCAAUCCGACCGGUUUGCCGGGGACUGCUUGUGCUGGUGAUGAAUCCACGGAAAUGCGAUUCCCCAUGAAUGAACUUCAGUAA
This is a messenger RNA of Echinostoma caproni, 4602 nucleotides long. Lineage: Eukaryota; Metazoa; Platyhelminthes; Trematoda; Plagiorchiida; Echinostomatidae. The record is from the annotation of a GenBank genome assembly.